AUGAACAUUGAUCAAAUGAAUAAAGAAUUAGAAUCAUUCAGAUAUCAACUUGAGGAUGCGCUAAACAAUGGGCAAGUUGAGCAAGCAAUCGGAAUUAUGACUGAGCUUCGAAAAAGAAAUGUUGACAUUCCAAUUUCAAUAGAAAUACCUGAUUACCCUGUCAAUAGCAGCCCAUCUUACCAGGAUCCUCCAUAUCAAAAUCUUUCUCAAGCUAGAACCCAACAAUUUGUUAGUCCUCAAAGUUAUAACUCACAGCAACACCAACUAUAUAGCAGUAGUCCCUCAAUGGGCAAUGCUCCAAGCAGAGAAGAAAUUAAAAGUUAUUUGGUAUCAUUUGGCCUAACUCCUAUAGAUGCUCAAAGAAUCUCAAAGCAAGCAAAAACCAUCGAUCAAGCUAUAGAUUUGGCUCAAAAAAUUCCCAAAAAGCAAUAA
Molecule: messenger RNA, 432 nt
Organism: Blepharisma stoltei
Lineage: Eukaryota; Ciliophora; Heterotrichea; Heterotrichida; Blepharismidae
Source: the annotation of a GenBank genome assembly